CACGAUGGAGAAGUUCUGGCUGGGUCUCUUGUGUCUCUCAGGCUGGAACAUCUCCUCAUGCCUUCCCUCUCAGUACCACUAUGUAGCUGAGCCUAUGACUUGGACUGAAGCUCAGACCUACUGCAGAGAGACGUACACAGACCUUGCCACUGUUGAAAACAUUGAAGAAAUGAAACAACUUCUCUCCACAGUUCCAUCUCUGCUUGAUGAACAUUUUGUCUGGAUCGGCCUGUACAGUAAAAUCGAGUGGAAAUGGUCAGACGGCUACACAGAGAGUGGGGCUGAUUAUAGGAACUGGCAGCCUGCAGAACCCAACUUUUACGGAGGUCAAUUCUGUGUUCAAAUGAGUGUGUUCAAUAGUGGAACAUUGUUCGAUUACUUCUGCUCUGUCAGACGUAAUUUUAUCUGUUACACAGGGACACAACAGGAUCCUGAGUUUGUCUUUGUCAAUGAACGCAUGUCUUGGUCCAAUGCUCAGAAGCACUGCAGGGAGAACUUCAUAGACCUGGCCACUGUGAGGAACUUCAAUGACACAGAGAAGUUCCUGAGCUGGGUGCAAAAAGGAAAAGAGGUAUGGAUUGGUUUGUACAGAGAUCCUGACUUUAACUGGUCUAAUGGGAGUCCCUCCACAUACACAUACUGGAAACGCAGUCCAACUCCAUUAGGCUCCAUGAGCGUGGCUUGUGGAGCUGCAGAGAUGCCAACAUCAGGAAAAUGGAUUUUGUCUGACUGCGAAACUAAACUCCCGUUCAUUUGCUACAGCCCUCCAUCAAAACAGCAGGUGAUAAAGCUCAGGAUGAAGCCAGAGGACUCCACUGUGGAUCUGAAUGACCCUGCUGUGAAAGCCGACAUAAUGAAAAAGCUCCAGGACAGGCUGAAGGAGAAAGGACUGAGUGGAGUCACCCUGAAGUGGAAAGAGCAGCCUGAUGGGAAAGUUUUCCACAAGGAAGAAAAACGAUGAAAACUUUAAGCUCUGCACAUGAAAUGUACCCGUGUUUAGCUGCACAGUAAUGUGUGUUAUCAAUGUUGGAUGAUGAUUCUAUCUGAGACAUGCAUUACAAUCAGUGACUAAGGCAUUCAGUGAGAUAAAUAAUUGUUUUAAAAGUGUAUCGUAAGUUUGUGACCCCUUAAGUGACCCCCGAAAUGUUUUUGUUCCUGUUGCUGGGAAAUUAGCCCUCAUCAAUAUCAGCGUUAGUGUGUCAUUAAUUUGUAUUGCCAUGAAUAGAUAUACCUGCUUAUAGUAACAAAUGGGGGAAAGGGGAUACAGGAUUGAUUAUAACAUCAAUCCGUUAUAAUCUGUGUUCUUAAAAAACUGUGUAAUGUUGUAAGAUUUGUGUUUGUUUAGAAUACUGUUUACUUUAAAGUAAAUCUCUGGCUUGCAUGAGGAGGAGAGACGGUAAAUGAACAGCUGUUAGAUAGUACACUCAUCUUGACACAAUGCUCUGAUUUAUGUUGUGACAUUAAUGCUUUUUAGCUGACAUCUGUCUCUGGAAUUUGGGGAUGUUGUGUAAGAGGGAGGCACCAAGCAGGUAAACAUGAGGAGAGGCUUGUUGUCCAUGUGCCUGGACAUUAAAGGCAGGGCACUUUUUAAGAUUUUGGUUCAAAUAGGUUGCGCAAAAUCGUCUUAUUUUGAAAUUCAACUGAAAUUUGUGGACUUCCUGUACAUUUUAGAGUACGGUCAUAAUGUAAUGUGACGUUCAAGCUGUCAAAAAUGCGCUCAAAGAGACCCAGAAAAUAGGGAAAAAACAAUUCCUUGCAUUACAAUAGGGUCCUACGCACUUGUCAGUGCUUCGGGCCCUAAUUAUUUCCCUGUAAUGAUUCCCAUGCAUGCUGCUUGAAGUGAUGUCAGUCAGCAGCUCUUUCUCCUCUCCUUCAGUGUGCAGCAGGCAGGUGAGCAUGAGUAACCAUGGUGACUGCCUGUCUGUCAAUCAAUGAUGUCCCGCCCCCUCUAUGAAUAAAA
Messenger RNA from Labrus bergylta (ballan wrasse), 1960 nucleotides. RefSeq names its product putative C-type lectin domain family 20 member A. The record is from RefSeq and is a predicted model, not a curated record. Lineage: Eukaryota; Metazoa; Chordata; Actinopteri; Labriformes; Labridae.